AUGGAAUAUCUACCUGGAGGUGACAUGUUUGACUUCAUAAGAUCGGCGGAACUAGAAGAACCUGACGUCAUGUUUUACACCGCAUGCGUUGUCCUUGGCCUGGAGGCAUUACAUCAGCUUGGCAUUGUCCAUAGAGAUCUAAAGCUGGAGAAUUUGCUGUUGGACCGGGAUGGCUACCUUAAGAUCGUAGACUUCGGCCUCAGCAAAGACAGAUUUGGAUACAGCGACCGCACGAACACCGUGUGCGGCACAAGAACAUACAUGGCCCCUGAGAUCUAUCUGAAACUUGGAUACGGCAUGGCCGCUGACUGGUGGGCCCUAGGAAUAACCGUUUACAUCAUGCUCCUGAAUAAUUAUUCACUUUCUCAGUUACCAUUCAACAACAAGGAUCCGGUUGAGCAAAUGAGUAGCAUCCUCUAUGAUGACAUCGAGCUGCCCGAAGACCUAUCAGAGGAUGCCUCCACUCUAAUACAAGAACUGUUAGAGAAAGAUCCUGAAUUUCGCCUCGGUUCGGGUGACGCCGGGGCUGAAAUGAUUAAAGAGCACCCCUUCUUUAAAGAUAUGGACUGGGACCAUCUGUUGCAGAGAAGGAUUACGGCUCCAUAUGUACUGGGCAACGAAGACCUGGAGAGCCAAGAGAACCCUGGAUGCCAAGCUCCAGCACUGCCACCAACUGCUGCAAGGAUUCCAUCAGAGCUGCAAGAGGCAUUCAGAGGAUUCUGAAAGAACAACAAUAACACCUGAAUGAACAUCUGAUAAGUAGACGGAAUAGAUGGGGAGGGUGGAGGGCCAGUCCAUAUCCAUAUAAGAAGUCCAUUCAUAUAAAGUGAUGCUCGGGUGUCCCACCUCAAUAAGUUCUGACUGAGUAGGCUAAUGUAGGAAUAGUCUUCUCAUGCAGUGUAAAAUAUUCAAAUCCUCACCUGUAUAACAGGCAAGUAAGAUCUGGUGGCAAGGUGAGAAACAAACAGUGUAUUUUCACACCAAAAGCUGACACUGUAACAUCCUGCCUGGAUUUGACCCAGCACCCUGCAGGUUAAUAUGCAGUCUGUUAUAACUCUGCUCUAUGUAAGCAGAUAACUAGGUGCUUGGUUCAGUUUGCCCCACAAUACAUUCUGUCCGUAGCGGCUCCUUCUCUACAGUUGACGUUUGGCACCCUUGCCAGAGAGUCUCUGGAUUCUCGUGCAGUAAGACCUGGCAGCCCCCGAGUACCUGAGAUUCAGGCCCAAAGCCAAAAGUAGCUGUUAUAGAAGAGCAGGCCAAGACCCCCUGCCUGUGGUUUGGGACUUCCUUAAGUGACAAACAGGCAAGUAAAAUCUGGUAAAAUCAGGUAAAAUCUUACCUCGGUAAGAAACAAACCAACUACCUCACCUUGUUUUUAUUUCCUUCCUGAGUAGGUUGCUGUUGCCCACCUUGGGAGAUAUAAAGAAGAAGAUAUUGCUUUUAUUUGCUUCCUGGUUAGGUUGUAGUUGGCCACCGUGGGAGAUCUAAAGAAGAAGAUAUUGAUGAAGGUUUCCAUGUUUAUCCACCCCAAGGUAUGAAAAGUAGGUUUAUUCCUAAACAGUUGGAAUGAGGGGUGUAAUUUGGGGGUAUUUGAUACAGCAAGAGGCAUUCUUCCUAUGCUACAUGGAAAUCCAUUGCCUCAAAUGGGUAUUAGGAAAUUGUAUGAAAAAGGUCUAAUACUUUCUCUGCCAGUUAGAGUUCCCU
Molecule: messenger RNA, 1704 nt
Organism: Xenopus tropicalis (tropical clawed frog)
Lineage: Eukaryota; Metazoa; Chordata; Amphibia; Anura; Pipidae
Product: serine/threonine-protein kinase N1-like
Exons: 7
Coding region: 1-723 (240 amino acids)
Molecular function (GO): ATP binding; protein kinase activity; kinase activity
Source: RefSeq, a predicted model, not a curated record